AUGUCAGAAAGAACACUUGAUUUUAUUGAUUAAAGAAAUUAAGUCAGAAAACUAGUAACUUGGCCAUGGAAUUUUGUAUUUGGUUUACAAAGUUUCCAAACAGUCCAACACAUUUAUAAUUUCACUGCCAGAACUAUAUUUGCAGCAUCAAGUCUAAUUCCAUUUUUAACCACCUAUAACACUCAUCAAUUCGCUUAUGCUGAAAACUCUGUCCGUCUAACAAGAUAUAGAAAUUAUCACGAUGACAUUAUCUGAUAUCAUUCAAAUCAUUAAACCAAAACCAUUAUCAUAAU
Molecule: messenger RNA, 293 nt
Organism: Paramecium tetraurelia
Lineage: Eukaryota; Ciliophora; Oligohymenophorea; Peniculida; Parameciidae
Exons: 2
Source: RefSeq, a predicted model, not a curated record